Camelina sativa (false flax) is the source of this 604-nucleotide messenger RNA. RefSeq lists its product as uncharacterized. The record is from RefSeq and is a predicted model, not a curated record. NCBI's taxonomy places the organism in Eukaryota, Viridiplantae, Streptophyta, Magnoliopsida, Brassicales, Brassicaceae.
UCGGAUAAUUCAGCCAUAGGUUCGACCCGACCCGUAAAAUAUCCCCAGAACAGAAGAAGAAACACCUUAAACCCUAAAAUGUCUGAUCGCAUCGUCUUCUUCAUCAACUCUUUGACUCUUUUUUCAAUGGCGUCUUCUUCUAAAGUCUGCAGAUUAUCAUCGAAGAUACAUUCUUUAACCCAGAAGUUUAGCAAGACGAAUGUCCACGUUUCUUCCAUACCUUCUCCCAUUAAAUCUUCAUCUCCAUCCUCAGCAUCUGCCCGUAUCAAUCAAUCUUUUAGAGUACCAGUGGAGCUAAGUAGCUGUUUAUCGAUGUUUCCACUGCACAGUGCAAUAGCAUCUGCCAGAUUGGUUUCAAGUUUGUCUGUUGAAUCUAAGAGCUGGGGUUUAGUUCCUCAAGGUAUUUCUAUGCCUUUAUGACAGUAUUUAACUUUCGUCAAGUUUGGGGAGGAUAAAGAUAAAGACAUGAAAUGUAAACAAAACUUGUAUCGUUUUUGUCAUCUCAUAUCGAAUUCUAAAGGUCCUGUAUUUACAACAGGUCUCUGACACUCUGUUUUACUUCUUUCAGUUUCCUUCUUUCAAUGGAUCAAUAGCAAUUUAAUGA